ACCGCCAGCAGCCGGCCGGCCGUGGUUUUUGGUCUCAGUCCGCCUCCAGGCCGUCAGCACGAUGCUCGACUUGCUGUAGAGUCAGCAGCCCAGUCAACACAGCCAUGUCGCCGAGCAAACAGCUGAGCCGCAGGUGGCGGUCCACCUCGCCGUGCGUCCGGCGCGCCGCGCUCUGCGGCCUGGCCGCCCUCGUCGUGUACGUGCUCAUGUCGCCGCGCGCCUUCCUGCACGUCGAGCAGUUCACCAUCGAGCAGGCCCGGCCCAAGGACGUGUGGGACUUCCUCGCCGAUUUCAGCAACAUGCCCAAGCUCAACCCAACCAUCUUGGACUGGGAGCUGCUCUCGGACGGAAACAGCCAGGGCCACUGGAGGUACUCGGUGCGCUACACGGAGCGUCUCAGCGGGCUGCCCUCCGUGUCCAACUACGCCACGGCACACUUUGAAGUAAUCCCGGCCAAGUCCAACAGCGACUACCUCAUCAGGUCCACGCACAGCACGUGCUUCUACACAGACUUCCUCUGCCUGCCCACAGCGUCGGAGACCAGAUUCUCGCCGCUAGAUGGCGGGAUGACUACGCUCUGCACGGAGCGCAUCGAGUACGCCUGCCCCUGGGUCAUGAGCGGAUUCUGCAAGAAGGAGGUCCUGUACCAGAGGAAUGCCAUCAGAGAGAAUCUCAAAGUCGAGCUCUACUCUCAAAAUUAACAGUUAAUCUAAAAUAUUGACAAAGUAUCAAAAAGUAUAAAAAAGAUGAUCAAUUAAUAAAUAAAGUAAAAAAAUUGCUUA
Frankliniella occidentalis (western flower thrips) is the source of this 782-nucleotide messenger RNA. RefSeq lists its product as uncharacterized. The coding region runs from base 105 to 701 and encodes 198 amino acids. NCBI's taxonomy places the organism in Eukaryota, Metazoa, Arthropoda, Insecta, Thysanoptera, Thripidae. The transcript is spliced from 4 exons. The record is from RefSeq and is a predicted model, not a curated record.